This is a messenger RNA of Micromonas commoda, 1353 nucleotides long. RefSeq lists its product with no specific name. Bases 1 to 1353 code for a protein of 450 amino acids. Lineage: Eukaryota; Viridiplantae; Chlorophyta; Mamiellophyceae; Mamiellales; Mamiellaceae. The record is from RefSeq and is a predicted model, not a curated record. Gene Ontology annotation, molecular function: metal ion binding. The transcript has a single exon.
AUGGGCGUGGGUACUCCGAACGCGCGCUCGCCGUCGUCGCCCGGGACCCCCGGGACGCCCCGCACCCCUUCCGAGGACGGAGAGGGCCCGAGAUUGAGGCAGCGAUUCGCAAUGGGCGCGGCGCUCGGCCUGGGAGGCGCUAAACACGCGCAGCUGUGCAGGGACCACUGGCUUCCGGACAAGGACGCGAGCGCCUGCAUGGACGACUCCUGCGGCGUCCCCUUCACCUUACUGAACCGCAGGCAUCACUGCCGAUGCUGCGGCGACAUAUUCUGCAACCGAUGCGUCAGCGUCAGGCUCAUGCUCGACGCGCGCACCGCCGUGCCCACCGCCAGGGUCGAGCACGGCGUCGAGGGGAGGGUCUGCUUCCAGUGCUACGAGCGAGCCAUCCGGGGCCAGGCGUCCAUCGUGGCGGAAAUGCGAAACCUCGACCUGGUACCCACGCACACCGUCGCCACGUCCCCCAUGACGUCGCGAACGACGACGACGACGACGACGCCCGCGUCGCGGCGAACGAGCCCGCGUGCGACGCACCACUCGUCGACGCCGAGCACCCCGACCGAUUCUUCGAGCCCGGUUGCAGCCGAGGACGAGACGGCUGCGCUCCUCGCCGCCACGCCCACGACCCCGGAGCAGAUGCGAACGGUGGGCGCGGACGAGUUACGCGGGCUCGUCACGAGGUACAACCGCGCGCUCAGGGACCAGCAAAGGCUCACCGAGGAGGCCAAGGAGGCGGCGGAGGAGGCAGAGCGGGGGCGACGAACCGUCGAGGGCGAGCUGGCUUUGGCAAGGGCGCAGGUGAAACGCAUGGGCGCGCUGUGGGAGGAGCUGACGAACGCCAGGCGCGAGCUCGAACGGACACGAACGACGAGCGUUGGCCAGGGCGGCUCGCGAUGCGGUUUGCUCGCCGCCGCCGAGUGCUUAGGCGACGAGGACGCCGAGUGGUCUACCCGACUGGUCUGGCACGACACGACGGAUGAGACGACGGGUGAGACGAGCUCCACGUUCGAGGGACAUUCGAGCGACGCCGUGGGUAAUCUCGGGGGUAAUCUCGGGGUUCGUGACGACGACGGGGACGAAAGCUCCUGGCGCGGCGGGCUCGUGGUGGCGGACCCGGCGGUUGGCACGGUGACGCGCGUGGGGCACGAUCGGAUCUCGAGCGCGACGUCCGCGUUUGACGACGCCACCGGUCACUCCGUCUUUCGCGUGACGUACCGGGACAUAAGCGGGUGGGAGCGGGGGUUGACGUGCAGGGUGGACGGCGUGGUGGCUGCGAACAGGUGGGCGAGGGAGUUGGGGCAGAGGGUGCUCGAGAGAGAGGCGAGGGGUCCGGCGCACUCCGCGUCGCUCUGA